CGUUGAUGAGAGAAGUUUAUCCUGUUUCUAAACUUGACGUUCCAAAGAUCGUAUGAAUUUGUCGCAUCUCUUAAUGGCUGUGGAACGCCCGACAGCGCGACCUUCCUGUAACACGCAAAACCGAUGUGGCUGUUCUGUUUCCGUGCCCCUCUUGGAAUUUUGAGACACAAAAUAAAUGAAAGAGGAACAGAGGUUCCCUGCAAGACGCGAAAGCGUAUGUUUUCCUACGUCUUUCCUCAACUCCGACACCAUUUCCAUUCUUCAUCUGCGUCUGUGCAAAACCCGCUUCACAUUCCACCACCCUCUUUGGCUCCGGCUUCAUCUUUUUAUCCUUCGCGUGUGUAUCUUAUACAGCGCUGUAGUUAAGGCAAGGGGCACUCGCCCUCUAUGUUUCGUGAUUUUGCUCGGAUUCAGCGCGAGCCACUGUCGGUCUCGUUGCACCGAUGAAACGAAUCCAAUCUUCUUGUGGUAAAUCCCUUAGCUCACACGUGUUCUUCUCUGCAAACACCUUCAUCCCGAUCCUGCUUGCUCAGAAAACUUCAUAUGCGCAUGCAUACGUGUAUGCAAGGGAAUGUAUGUGUAGCUGUGUGGAGAGUCAUAUGUACGUAGCAACGUAGGCUUGUUUGGUUUCUCUUUUUCCGAGGCCCUCUGAAGAAGAGAACCAGGAAGCAAGCAUGGGGAGACAAGCAAAAUCAGUUCGCCAGUUUGUGCCUUCUCAUGCCUUUCCUUCGCAACCCAAUUCUCCAAUGGCACUCGAAGCAAACGAGUUCGAUGGACCGGCGAAAGUCUCCUCGCUCGUCGCUCCGUCCUUCAGGCGACAGCUGAAGAAGCCAAAACGGGAAAAGGGCGUUUCCAAUGCGUGUCGGCGUCUCGUCACUAUCGGAAGGAAGCUGAAGAAAAAAGUCGUUUCCUUCUUCUUGUGGGUCAUUUCUUACUUCACACAUCUCCUUGACUUCACAGAGGUGUUUUCAAAAAGUGAACCUCCACCUCGUCCUCAACUUGGUGAUGGUCGGUCGGCACAGGGUACAGCGCCGAGCCAGACGAGUGCGAAAAGACACGCGAAAAAGCACUCUUAUCAGCAGAGAAAGAGAAACCGUGCAGAAAAGGGCGAUUCAGACUCUCAUCGUCUCAAUGCGUCUUACUCGAGGGAAGAAGAGGAACCUAAGAUGACAGUAAGGGGAAAGGUGACCAGAGGGGCGCCGUCUGACGGGAAACGCGUAGUGGAUGCGUCCGGGGUUCUGCAGGGCAUGUUAGGCCCUACAGUUGGGAGACAAAGCCCACGAAAAGGGAGAGAGGAAAGCAGCGAAAAAGCAGGACUUCAGUUGCCGAGAGGCUUGCAGGAAGGCAGAGACGAGGCGCUAGCGGAAGGAGACGAACAAGCAGAACAAGUUGAUAGCGGAGACGCACAGCUGAAAGAGAAAUCUGGUAGCGCAGCAUCAACCUCGUCCUCCGUAACAGGCACCGAACAGAGGAUACAGGAGACCGAAAUAGGUGCAAAGGAGACGGCAGAACAGCUUGGAAAAGAAAAAGGAGAGGACAGAGGAGAUGACAAAACCAGUCUCACGGAGGGGACUUGCACGCCAUCGAAAGAUGCGCUUGGUUCGGAGUCUGCCGUGCAGCUCGACGUCUUUCUUCCCCAUAAACCGAUAACACGUUGGAAUCGAAAGCGGCCUGUGGACUAUCACAGAACUCAAAAAGCGGAGAGAAGCACUCUAAAGACCGAGCAAGCCGCCCUUUCUGUGCACGGGGCCAGGGGCGCGAGAGACGAUUCGAGUUGCCAUCCUCCACCGGCGAAGGGGAAACGAGAAAGCAGUGUAGAAAAGCGUUUCGCAGAAUCGGACGGAACGAAGGGAGAACAGAACGACGACAGCACGGGGAAGCAGAAGAGCGGGAAACGACAAGGGAGACGGUUCACUUUCGUGAAGUCGAACUUCGAGGGUGAAGGUAAAGCAGCCGAGAGAGGUCUUUCUCCCUCAGAAAAGGGACAGCGAACUCCUUCUCCCGGAAGAGUUCCCUUUUCUGCGGUUCGAAUACGUGGACGCCCAGGGAGAAGAGAAAGGACUUUUUCUGGUCGCUUUCCUGCUUUUGGGGAGGACGGCGAGCAUAUGAAAAACGAAGGAACUGAGCAACCGACGCAGGGUACCGAGACACCGCCCCGUCAUGUGAAGUCGAGUCCACGGUUCUCCGAAGAAAACAAAACAAAGCCAUCCACAGUUUCUUCUCUUCGCUUCUCUGGCGCGUUCCCUCUCUCGCACUCCUCGUCCACGUCUUACCCAGUGGCUGGAGCUGACACAAAGAAUCACUUCCCGAAGAAUGCGCUUCCGACGCACACAGAAGACGGUUGGCGCGUCGUGACUGCAAGGAAGACGAGAAAAGGAGAUGUUCCGUAUCCUGAAAGGAUGCCUAAAGCGUCCAGUGACACAGAGAAACACGCGAAGGCAUCUUCACAUUCUUCAAGAUCACGCACAAGCCGAGAGAGAGAAGAGAAAGACACCUCAAGCGAGAGACAGAGAGGAAGACCAGUUCUCGAAACAGAGAAGGAUCCCAGAUCGAGUGCGCAACUGCUUAACACAGACAAGGAGUUCCCGAAGUUGCCUGAGACGCUGCCUCUCUCGCGUCCGCCUUCUUCUCGUCGCUGUUUUUUGGUGGCUGCCGCCCUUCCUGUCUCAGCAGUGGAGGAGACAACUGCCAAGAGUGGGGCAGAACGUCAUCGAAAGAGCAACACACGGAAACUGAAGAGAACCGAAAUGGACAAAUCUGUGCCUCCCCCUUCGUCUCCUUCCAUCUCGGUCUCUUCUUCGCUCGCUGUGGCUGCCUCGACGGGCGCUGCCGUGCCUCGGAGGUGGAUUGACCUCAUGUCGGACGAUGGAGAAGACGGUUGCUCGUGGAAGAAGGGAGAGGAAACCUCGAGGCCUGCCCUUUGUGGGUCCUCUAUAAACACGAAAGAACGCCUUGCCUGUACAACCUCAAAUGUUCAAAAGAUCCCCGAAAUUAAAGAUCAGAAAUCUGGGGUUUUUCAAGAGCAAAAUAAACAUCACGGAAAACCCCCAAAACAUGCUUUCUUCAAAGACAGUGAACAUGCACUCUCCUCCUCUCCCAAGUCUUCCUCUCCUGUCUCUUCCCCCCCUACGUCCUCCGCUUUCUGUUCAUUUUCCUCUUUCUCUUCCUCCUCGUCUUCCUCCUCGUUUUCCUCCUCGUCGUCUUCCUCGUCGUCUUCCUCGUCGUCUUCCUCCGACUCUUCGUUUUCGUCGCCGUCUUUGUCCGUUCCGUUUUGCUCUCUGUCUGGAAGCAGAGUGGGAGGCGAAGCUACCGCAACAGUUCGGGAGACACAGGGCCUGUGUGGAGAAGCCUUAGAGUCUGUGACAAGCAGCUGCCUCCGUUCUAAGUUCGCGCCUCACUCUGGUCCUGACAGUCACGACAACGGAGAGCAGGACACGAAGGUCGGAGAGCAGCCGGAAGGAACCGGGGAAAACGAGCAGGCUAACGCGGAUCUCAGCGCUGCGAGCGAAGCCGCAAAUCUCUGCUGGCCUUCCUUAGGGGCCUCUAUGGGCAUGCCAAAGGCGCGAGUCGCUUCACAUCGCCGGCCUGCAGCGAAAAGCCGUCUGGGCUUUCUUUUCGAAACGUUCGCAGCCGGGUCUCGUCCUCUGCGCCACGAGAGGCUUCCGCUGUCCCAGGCCUCUCACCGAGAAGCGAAAGGCCGGCCUUCUUCUGUUGUUUUCCCUGGCUCCUCGUCUUCGUCUGGCCGUCUCAGCCAAGACAGUCCACUGUGGAACGCCUCACAGUGCCUGCGUUCCGAACGCGAAACUGGAGAGGCUGUGUGGCAAGUGGAAGGUGACCGACGCCGGAACACUCGAGCUCCUGUAUCUGCUUCCAGGCAACGGGCAACAGGAAGCCAUCCUGAAACUGAGACAAACUGGAAGAGUUUUCAUAAACUCCCCCGCGGCACAUCCUCGGAGGCUGCUUUCUCUCAGGGUUCUUCGGAUCCCCGGGUGUAUUUAGACACUCCAGGGUUUCCCGCUUUCUCGGAGUUGUCCCGAGUUAAUACAGGCCAACCGCCAAAAAGAUCUCCGACAACUUUCUCUUCUCCACAUUUUUCGUGUGCUUACCCCUCUCGGGGUCGAAAACGUAGAGCUGGCUCGGCCUCGGUUGCCACGUCAGGUGACUGCUACUCCUCUGACCCGCUUCAAGGGCCGAUGAUGUCUGAAUUGCCUUGGGAGCCUUCCCCGCCGUUUCCUUUUCGAAUACCACGAUUUAGCAACCGGAGAGGUGGGAAUCCAUUCGAGUCCUACGCCCCUGCAAACAUCCCGCCUCCUCCCUCAGUUCCGCCUCCGCCUCCCCCAGAUCAUCUUGCCUUCUUCGCGCCCCCUGGGACCUAUGCAUCUUCUCUGUAUUAUACCCAAAUGCUUGGCGGCCAAGCGAACUCUCUUUUUCUCGAGAGCGGGCAGGCUGUGGACCCAUUGAGCAUGCACGCGAUCGACCAUGCGGAGGAGUCGAACGCCGGGAAAAACUUGACCGACCGAAGCGACUUUUAUCAGAUAGCCCGCCAGCAGGAAGUAAUGCUUCAACACUUGCGUCCCUUAGCUAUUUCUCACCAUUCGACAUAUCCUCUCUACUACAGCCACUUGCAAGCUCGCACCGCGCCAGACACGGGAAUCGUUUACUUCUUGCAAAACGACGGAAACAGCGACGGAAAGGAAGACGAGGCAGAAAAAAAAGGAGAGAACAACGAAGGGGAAUACGGACAAGAACCGGAAGAAAAACGUGCUAUGAGUGGAACUGUUGAGCGAGAGGUGCCUGUAUCCGGGGAAGUAAUUCCAGCCGGUCACCGCGACGAAGUCGAGAUACAUGGCACUACCUGCAACAGUUACAAUGGCGCUGGCUGUCACACACUUCUUGGCUUUGCGAUGACUGACGAAAAUGCGAACAACAACAGUAAUCCGACAGAGGAUAGGCUUGGAAACAGGAACGAUAGAUAUGAUGUUAAGAACACCAGCCGCGACGGUAAGAGUGUACCUAGCAGUGCUCCGGAUCAUCCUGACACUACGGAGCAAACAGUCAGCCCCACGAAUGAAAAUCACUACAGGAAUACUGGGUCGAGUGGAAACAGUGCUAAUCCUGAGUCUAAGAGCAAGCAGGACACGAACGCGGGUAAGGCGAACUUUCAUACUAGAAAAGAAGCCACGGACAAAGAGACAAACAGCAAGAUCUGUACUCUCAUUCCUAAUGGUUCUGCAGAUCCUGAGAAGGAGGAGAGCAACGGAAACGCCACAGAUCAGGAGGCUACCCGGCAGAAAAACAUGAAUCUUGAGUGCGGUUUUGCUGACAGCAGCAAUAGUUCGCCGUGUAAACCGCUUGACGGUGACAGCAUGGAAACCACAAAUGCCUGUACUCCUGAAAAUGUUAGUCUUGCGAAGAAGAACGUCGAGCACGAUGUAACCUAUCUGAAGAACGGUGCACUCAAUUAUGGUGGUCUUCCUAGUGGUGAAGCAGGGGUCAGCGAUUCUCUACACCUUAGUACCGGAGCUGCGACAGAGAACAUCGACGUAAACCUUUCUCCCUUGCAGACUGGAGAGGAUGUAGCAGAAGAAGAAAGGGACAAAGACCACCCAGCUCUUGUCGCAUCCAAGAAAGGCAUGAGUCUCUCAGAGCAGCAAGACGCUGGAUGUCACUCACCCGAGAAAGCACACUUGGAUGUGCGUGAGCUUGCCGGGACGCAGGGAGGAUACGGAGGCUUGGUAGCGCCAGACACUUGUUUGACACCCUUGUCGGGGUUUCUCAGUUCUUCCUUUCCAUUGAAGAAAGGAGCAAGCAUCGCAAAAGGACACAGGAAAUCGAGGCUCCCGUUCGGCACCACUGGCCAGGCGGUGUACAGGCCGAAGGAGACGAGAGACGAAAAGGAUGAAAAAGCGAAAAAUCCUGAAGAGGUACAUGUGCUGCAGGAUGGUGGAACAGGAGACGCUCUGGUCUAUCACCUCUACGAUCCCGCGACGUGUACGUGGAUUGAGAUUGUCGGCAAACAGAGAGUCCGCCCCUAAGAGGAUAAUUGCACUAAGCUGGAAUCUGAGUCCACCCCAUGAAGCGGGGAAAACCUUAAGUGUUGUAGAACGCCGUUUGCGCCUGUUUUUGUUGCACGCAAUUAUGCUUCUGUGAAAAGGGUCUAAACGCCCCUGAAGAGACAAACAAAAAGCGAGAACGGCUCUUCACCAACUCGAAAAAGAGCGUUAGGAAACGAACAAACGAAUGCGGCAGAACAGGAACUCGAACGGAGGACAGGGCAAACACAGAAUUGACAGUGGCGUACUUCAGGUACACCAAAGGAGGAUGCAUAUGGAAAGACAUCACCCUACAAAAACCUACUGAAUUACACGUAGCUACAUGGAUGGGAAGACGAGUGAGCACUCAUUUAAGCAAUCGCCUAUAUGUCAAGAUGUUCGUGACUUUUGUCAGGAGUGUUUCCUGCCAAUAAACUUCGAUGCUAAGAUACACCACCGCGGAGUCAAUCUGUUUCGUGUUCUACAAGAACAACUUUAUUUCACGACCGCAUACGUUCUAUAUAAGUGUAUCGCUGCGUAUUUACAGACAUUUGUUUGUACGCGCAUAUAUACCAGGUUGCAGAGGUGUGCGUGUUUGCAGGGCAAAGCUGAACUGAGAAAUAUGAGUGAAAUUGUGUGUUAAAAACUGUGCUGUGGAGAGAGUGACCGGUAAGUGAAGAACUUGACGUUUACUAUGAACUUGUCAGUUGAUGUUUCCAUUGUGACUUGACGGCAACAAAUGACUCGCUGGGUUUUCGUACAGCAUAUCAAGUCCCAUUUUGUCAUUUUUCGCUGACACCAAAAAAAGAGGAGAACACAUACGCUCUUGGGAGCGAGGCGCUCGCCUGAACGCCUGCAGGGUACCACGGCCGACGAACAUAUCGUGUGCAGGCCAAGUUCUUUUGGCCAUGUUCUGCUCGUUUCUUGCCGAUUCUUCAUUGGUGAAAGCGUUGUGCGUUCCUCGCGUGUUCGUCACAGAAGACCGUGUCUCUAAUUCUUGCUGCACAUACCCUGGCGUUUUGGUCAGCCUCGAGAGGGAGGCAAACACACACUCUGAACCAAUGUCCGUUCUGAUUUGGCGUUUUCUUGACAAAACAGUCCCGUGGAUGUUCAAUUCCUUGAGAAGAAACGACACAUGAGUCUCUCUGAAAGGGCUCGCCUUUCCUCAUCGGAGUUUCACCUGAGAGAAAAGUACUUGUGUCAUGAGGUGUGGGCUGAUGCGUUGCGACUCUCCAACUCACAGACACGGUAGAGAACGUGGAUAGAUAGAGGUUGUCUAUGCAUGAAGGAAACAACCUUUGUAACCGGUACCUAACUGCCGCUUUUCCUGCCCCCCCAAAUCUGUGACUUCCACUCAGCAGAAGCACACGUAGCUAUAGAGACUACCUCGAAGCAUAGAGCGUACACGGACGAAAGAAAAAC
This is a messenger RNA of Toxoplasma gondii ME49, 7454 nucleotides long. RefSeq lists its product as hypothetical. Lineage: Eukaryota; Apicomplexa; Conoidasida; Eucoccidiorida; Sarcocystidae. The transcript has 6 exons. Bases 675 to 6035 code for a protein of 1786 amino acids. The record is from RefSeq and is a predicted model, not a curated record.